Molecule: messenger RNA, 11026 nt
Organism: Pangasianodon hypophthalmus (striped catfish)
Lineage: Eukaryota; Metazoa; Chordata; Actinopteri; Siluriformes; Pangasiidae
Gene: atxn1l
Product: ataxin 1-like
Exons: 3
Coding region: 425-2656 (743 amino acids)
Biological process (GO): regulation of DNA-templated transcription; anatomical structure development
Cellular component (GO): nucleus
Molecular function (GO): RNA binding; protein binding
Source: RefSeq, a predicted model, not a curated record
GUGCAGUGCAUCAGAAGGGCUACAGUCAGUAAUUUUACAUCUACAUCUAUACGUGGACCUGAUAAACUUGCAACAGACUGUACAGAUAUGAUAUAAUAUAAAUAUAAACACGAUAUCUCUGAAUGCGCUCAAAAGCAGCGCCUAUGAAUGCGCCUGUGGCCGUGACGUCAUCAGUGCGCGCCGCUGGGGUUUCGUCGCUGGCCUCUGAAAUGGGCACUAAUCAUCAGCCCUGAUUUCACCGUUGAUUUAUGACACUGACUCACCAAAAGCCGAAAGCUCGAACGUAGGCAACAUCAUGACAUGCCCGGGUAACGUGAUGGAAGAGCUGAGCGAGAGGUUCCCAGAGCUGAUUGCAGUGGUGCCGUGUUUGUGGCUGUCAGGCCACGCCUCUCACUAACAUCGUCCACGUGUAAUCCAGAGCAGCAUGAAGCCAGCUCACGAGCGCAAUCAGGAGUGCCUCCCUCCAAAGAAGCGGGACCUUCCGGUUAACAAUGCUUCCACCGUUCCUAGCAACAGCAGCAGUAGCAGCAGCAGCAGCAGUAAUACUGGAGGAGGAGGAGGAGGUGGAGGAGGAGACGAAGCGACGACGUCGUCGUCACAGAGCUCCGGAGCGAGUGGAGAAGCUCAGGGUGGAAGCGGAGGCGGCGAAUGGGUCCGCACUCAACCUAACCUGCAUUACGGAGUGGAGGGGCCGGAGAGCAUCGCCCCGGGAUUACCUGUGGAUCAGUACAGCAUGCUGUAUAAAGUAGCCGUUCCUUCGGUCACCUACUCGCCCACCAGCCUCCACCCCGUGCUGGGCCACAUCUCUCCAGCCUACACGGUUCCCUCGCCGCUCCUCCAGCACACCGGCAUCCAUUACCCUUCCCUCGGCUACGCUCCCAUCCCGCAGUUCGUCAGCCCUCCGUACGCCGCCGCCGUUCCCUACGCAGUCCCUCCGGGAUUCGUCCCCAGCCCCUUGAUACCGGCGCAGUCUCACCUGGUGCCCUAUCCAUCCGUCAUCCAGGAAGGCGUGGUCUCGUCCCCGCCUCAGCAGCAAGUUUCGGCUCACGCCUACGCCAAGGUGGCGGCUACAGGCGGCGUCCCGUUGGUGCUGGCGUCCGAGCAGGCGGCGGCCUCUUCUUCAUCCUCUUCCUCCUCUUCGCAGCAGCCUCUAGGCGCCAUCGGGAUGAUUCCCACAGCAGAGCGCGUCCCCAUCUUCUACCACGCGUCGGCCAGCGACCGAGCCGUGCCGCCUCAGAGUGGCUCGAUGGAGCAGGACCGAGAGGUGAACGGAGGAGAUCGGGAAAACGGCAGAGAGAGCCUGCAAGACAUGGUGUACAUGGCGAGAAAUCUAGCGGCGCGGCCGCAGCAAGGCACAGCCAUAGAGCUGCACGUGGACCGGAAGAUCUGCAGGCAGGAAGGAAGAGCGUCGCCCGGCCAGCGCAGCACCCCGGACACGGACCUGGAGGUCCAGCAAGUGGUGGGGCGUCUGGCGUCGCCGGGCCGCGGCGUGAGUCGCAGGGAGGGAGCGUACGGCUCGUCUCAGAGUAGCAGAGAGGUUCAUGGGGAGAGCAGGACGGCGUACACGUCACACCCCGCCAGCCAGCUGGACCCCCGAGCCCCGCCUCAUCCGCAGCAGACAGCACAGCCUGGUCAUACGGUGAUCCUGCCGAACGGGCAGCCGGUUCUCAUGCCCCUGGACUACCAUCCUCAUCCUCAUCCUCAGACUAAUAACGACGCUGCAGCUGAAACACCACAACACAAAAUCUCAGACGCGUCAGGCGUGGCUGAGCGGGUGGUAGCGGUGGAGCUGCCCGCCGUCCCGACUGUCCCCGCCGUGCCUCCGCCGUCGCACUUCACCAAGGGCGCCAUCAUCCAGUUAGCAACAGGUGAGCUCAAGCGCGUGGAGGAUCUGCAGACGCAGGAUUUCGUACGCAGCGCCGAAGCGAGCACGGGGCUAAAGAUCGACUCGAGCAUGGUGGUGGACGUACGCGCUAGCUCACAGAGGCCCGGCCUGGUCGCGCUACGCUUCGCCGUCGGCGAGCGCCAGAGCAAAGUGAGCAUUGACGUUCCUCCUGAGCAUCCGUUCUUCGUCUUCGGUCAGGGCUGGUCAUCCUGCAGCCCGGAACGCACCGCCCAGCUCUACGGCCUCACCUGCCACCACCUCCAAGUGGGCGACGUCUGCGUAUCCAUCACCCUUCAGCAGCAUUCGGCGCCCCACCAAAAGCCGCCGUCGAUUUCCCAGCAGCCGCAGCAACCGACACACAGCAGGACUUCCACCAAAGCCAACUCAACAUCAGGAGCCUCCUCCAGCCAGCCUAUGGGACCUCCGGCGCCCCAGAACCCGCGGCCUCAGGGUCAGCUCAGGAUGGAGCGCGUUCACCGAGAGCGGGCCGACAAGGACGAGCCCUUAAAGCUGAGCGCAUCGGGACACGGAGACGUGCCCUCCAGACCCGACAGGACUUCGGCAGAGCACACGCGCAGCCAGAGCAGUUAUUAUUUGCACACCGAGGCCCAUGGGCCCUCACAGAGGCGUUGGUCCACCCCUGGUUUCCAAAGAUACCCCGUCAAGAGGGAGGAGGGAGGCCUAGCCGCGCCGCCGGGCUCCUCUCGGCCCUCGUUCAUCCCUCAGGAGGUCAAACUAUCCAUCGAGGGGCGCUCCAACGCCGGGAAGUAGCAGCAGACGCAGGACGCAAUGGCAGGAGGGGAGGAAAGUGUCAGAAAUGCGUGGGGGAUGUGAAAAGAGAAAAGAGAGAAUGUAGCCUAAGAAUGUUUUUUUUUUUUUGUUUGUUUGUUUUUUUUUUUUCUUUUGAGAUUUUGCACACAAACGAUUUUAUACACACACACACACACACACACACACACACACACACACACACCCACACCCUUGUUUUUAGGCAGCCCGAGAGCACUCAGGGCGAGUUAGUGCCAGUUUGUAACGAUGGCAAGACCACCAACCAUCUGGACUAACAGCUCCAGCUGGUAAAUUAUCUACCAAAGCCUUCCACGCUCUGUAAUUCACUUACAGAUGAAAUAUCAUUAGUUACAGCAUUCACAGCUCUUUUGAAUUAACGUGUAUUGAAGGACGUAACGGGGGGAAACCGGACGCAGCCAUAGGAUGUUCAUAAUUAUGCCUGUUUUCCUCCCCACUUAUAAAUAUAUAUAUAUAUAUAUAGAUAUACAGAUAUAUGAAAUAUACCCUGUACUUGAUAGAUAGUUUGGACUACCUAAAGCUAAAGGAAAGGCUCUCUCUCUCUCUCUCUCUCUCUCUCUCUCUCUCUCUCUCUCUCUCUCUCUCGGAGUGUCGUUGCUUUACUUGACAGCCGCUCUCGCGUUUGACUCGACCUUCUGUUUUUGUUUUCACGGCACGUCAUUCUCACACGACUACACAUCAAACCCCCGGCCACGUUUCUUUUCCCUUUCCCUUCAGGGCCGGCGUUUUUUUUUUUUUUUUUUUUUUUUUUUUUUUUCUUCUUUUUCUUUUCAUUUGUAGCUCGAGAACGAUCACCUCUUCCUGAAUCAAUCAAACGACCAACAAUCAAUAUUUAGAAACGGCGUAAAAAAAAAAAAAAAAAAAGACGUAUCGGUCACGUUUACACUGUCCGCAGUAUCGCGCUCUACCUGUGCCACGUGUAUUAUUGUUUGUUUGUUUGUUUGUUUGUUUUUUUUUUCCCUACGUUAGUAUUGAGGUUUAAGAAGAAUCAGCAUUCCAGCGUAUAAAUCUUCGGACUGUUUCAUCGUUUCGUCGCGUCCUUGUCGUGGAGGCGGUGUUUGGUGUCGGCCAAAAUCUUCACCACUGAAGAAAAAAAAAGAAAAGAAAGAAAGUGGUACAGGUUCUAGCUGCUGGAAAUUGAUUUUUAUUUUUUUUUUUAAAGGAAAAGAUGAUUGCUGUGGAAUGAAAGCAAUAGCUUGACUUAUUUUCACCCCUCGUGUAAUUUUUUUCUUCCUGUGAUGAUACACCAGUCUGUGUGAAGAACCCGCCUUUUUUUUCUUUCUUUUUUCUUUUCUGUUUUCUCUCAAUGCACGAUGUUAUUUUUAAUUUCUUACGAAUUCUCACCAGCGUGGGUUUCAACCAGGGCAUAUACGUGACCUUUUGAAACGACACGAUCUCUCGAUCUCUCUUCUUCUUUUUCCUCUCGUCAUGUUAUUAGAGAUUCCCGCUUCUAAAAUCUGAGCACAACCUCUUUUUCUGCGCAGGGCGUUUCGUUCAGUCCUCAUCUCCUCGUUUUUUUUGUUAUUUUUUAUUUCUUUCCCCCCCCUUCUUUCCUAGUUGAGAUAUUUUUGUACAAUGUAGGAUUUCCUUCUCUGCAAUAUUAGUCCUGAUGACUCUCGUCAUUGCACAUGGUGGAUCAGGGCUGGGCGAUGUGACACAAAUAUCGUAUCGUGAUACUCUGAUACUUUCUUGAUAAUUUCUAUGAUACACAAUUAAAAAAAAAAUGUAUGUAAUGUCUACAAAAAUAAAUGAUCCAACAAUGAAAGGGAGAAGAAAAUUCCGUAAAAGGUGCAAGACACAAGUUUGUUAAUAAAAAUACCCUAAAAAUCGCAUAUUGCGAUAUUUGUGUAUCGUGACACAAAUAUUUAUCGCCGUAUCGAUAUCUUAUCGUCACAUCGCCCGGCCCUGUGCUUGAUUUUGUAGUUGAUUGACACUGACCUUUUUUUAAUUGGAUUUUUUUUUUUUUUUUUUUUUUUUUUUGUAUGAAGGGAAAACUUUCAGCAGUUUUGAUUUUUAUUUAUUUUUAUUUUUUUGUGAGAAACUGACAGGCGUACUCGACACUGUUUACAGAUUAGCCAAGAAGAAAUGCUGCAGUUUCAUCACUGAUUUUUUUUUUUUUUUUUUUUUUUUUUAGGUUAGUUAUUCAACAAAUUUAAACAGAAAAUGAAAACGAAGUGCAAUUAGAUCUGGAGUUUUAAAAGAAAACAUUUUAAUAUAAAUAUGAACAUCAGACGGACGGCAUUCCAGAUACGAGCCUGACAUUCCCGUUUAGCAUUUAGUAAAUCUUUUUUUUUUUUUUUUUUUUUCCUUCUUCUCAGAACAGCCAUUUUAUCACUUAAUCUUAAUCCGUAUUAGACGUUUUUUCACAUUUCGUUCACAUUUUUAAAAUCUAGCUUUACAUAAAACAUGCAUUUUAUCAUGAGAAUGAUGCUUUUAGUUUUUUCCCCCCAGUGUAAUAAGUCUUUUAAAGGAAAGGUUUUUUUUGAUGGUGAAUUGAUGGAUUUUUUUUUUUUUUUCUUCGUAGCUCUCAUGUGACCGUUCUACAGGUAGCAUUAACUCUCACCACGAUAUAAAUACGUAGACUGACGGGUGGUUUGACCUCAUUGACUAUAUGUGGUUGCUGUGGUGGUCUCGUACGUGUUUCUGGUUUCGAAUGAUCAUUUUUAGAACUGAUAACUUGUCGCUUUUUUGCGUAAAUAUCAUUCAUGGUCUUAUAUAUUUCACGUUCAGUGGUUUGACAGCUCCACUUCUGUGCUUUUUCGAUUAGGGAUGCAUCGAUACCGUUUUCUCCCCCUAUACCGUGUACGAGAAGAUUAUUUUGGUACUCGUCGAUACCGAAACUGACAGAAAUGAGUACCAUUAAUAAGUAUUAAUCAGUCAGGGACGUCAUUUUCUUUAGCUGUUUGUGUGGGUUGCUGCCAUGUGAUGAGUUUUAUGUUGAAUUGCACCUUGACUGACAAGCAAGCGAGGGGAAAGUGUCUCAGUGCUUAGUGCUCGCUGAGUGGAACUGCUCGCACAUGCGGCAGUUUCUCUGCACACUCGCUACACUGUUCACUCGCGAAUAUCUUUGUGUAAGCGCAAUUCACGGCACGUUUGCGCUCGUUUUUGCACUCAUGAACCAUCUCUGGUUUAUCAUCAUCCAUGAAACGUUGUGUUGUCACGUCACGUCGUGUCAUCUGUUCGUUAGCGCGACAUCGUACACUAGUAUCACCCGGUAUCAGGUUGAUAUCAGAGUAUUUUUUUUUAACGACUCAACGACCGAUAUCAGUAUCCAUAUCGAUGCAUCCCUUUUUUUCAAUAUUAACUUCUCCGAAUAAACUUCCCAGCUUCCUCUUUAUCUCCUACCGCUGCCUCAAGUCUUCGUCUGUCCAAAGGGACGUGACCGCUCUGUUACAGCCGGUCUGAACAGACUCUUAAAAUCUCAUUCCGUUUCUGCAAUGUGACCAAAAAUAAAAAAUAAAAAAAAUUCCAGACAAACAAAUGCAGUACGUUGGCUUUUUAAGGUCAUUCCGCUCGGUUAAACAGUAGAGGUUUAUUAGACAAGCAAUACCCUUAGACAGAGAAUUACCUGAACGAUGGACGAUCUCAGCGCUAUGUUCUAUGCAGUAAGUGCAAAAAUCUAACUCUCGCAGCCGUGAACUCAUCGACUCAGCAAAGGAACUGGACGUAUUUCUUUUGUAUCAUGCACAAAUUACGUUGUAAUGACUCGCCCCAGUCACACUUUAGUUCCCCAACCAUCAUAGAGAAACUUCUUAAAGGGGAACUCCACGGUUUUUUUUUUUUUUUUUUUGUUUUUUUUCCUUAUCAACCUGAACUCUGUUCGUUGUAUCUGUACUGUGUGAUUACAAGAAGACAAGAAACUUCACACAUUUCCCCGAACAGAAAACCUGUUAACGACAAUUUGACUUGCAGUGGAAUCUAAAGGCAGACGUUGAACCGCAAUGAACAUUUUAAACGAUUUCGCAGUUCUAAAAUGCAAAUUCAAUCCUCCAGCCAUUACACAGGAGCCAGAAAGGCGUUCCUAUGAGACUGACAUCAGAGAAAGAAAAAAAAAAUCUCAACAAAACUGAAUUUCCCAAGUUUCUGACGUUUGAGUAAUACAGUUAAAACGUAGUUCUGGUUACUUUACACUUCCCUGAAGCCAUACCACAUCAGUGCCUCACGACGUUUUACACAUAAGCACAAAUUCUUCCAUCUGAGAAAGUAGUUCUGUCUCUAAAAGGAGCAAUUCUACACAUUUUAGAGUUUUAUUUCCAGAGCUGACUGACGAGUCCGACGUCUGUCCUUAGACUUCUAGUGUAAGUGAGUUUGGAUUAAACUGGGAUCUUUUUUUUUUCCCCCUCAUUGAACAGAAAUGUACUGAAAUUCUGUAUAAUAUAUAAUUACACAUACGCUACAGAUACAAUGGAUAGAUAUUGUGGUUUGGGAAAAAAAAAAAAAAAGCUUCCUUUUAAUCUUGUUGCAUUAUUAGAAUAAUUGAGAAGGUCGGUUAUUAUUAUUUUUUUUUUGUUAGCAGUCAGAUUAUGUUGCUAAAACUUCACAAAACUUGAAGCUUGUUAUGUUGCUUGGUUACUGUACAUCGUGUGUGUGUGUGUGGGUGUGUGUGUGUGUGUGUGUGUGUGUUUUAUUCGUCACCCUCACUGCUCUGUUAUCUCAGACUCCAACGCACUGCCUUACUGACCCCCUGCUAAAGGACGUCAGAUUGUGUGUAAUGAAACGCUUCAAUCCUGUUCACUGUAACUGAGAAAAAAAUCAACGCAAUGUCCGUGCCUUUUCUGUGUGUACGUGUGUGUGUGUGUGUGUGUGUGUGUGUGUGAGAGAUCCAUCAUGCUACACACAUGCAGUCGCCACUUUGCUUCGACGAAUAAGGGCUGAUUUAUACGUCAUUAAACAUUCUCAUAUGUAGUAUAAACGUGACCACUAGGGGGCAGUGUGGAGAAAACAUAAUGUAUAAAAUGUAAAGAAAAGGAAAGUCGUAGAAAGUAGAAACUGAUCGAUGCUAACGCGCCAGUUUAUUAACACACGCGUCUGGAUUUCCCCCAAAGUGUUCAUUUUGCCCUUCGUAUAAAUGCACGUAAAGCCGGGUAUAGACUUACGAUUUCAGCUCUCUUUUAAGAUUAUUACGUAUCGCACUGUACGAAAUCCAAAUAAAACCUCGACUGAAUUCUAUAACAGACUGCGCGAGAAUCCGUGUUCUACCAUUUCAGGUAAUACGAUGAAGAUCCUCUAACGGUAGACCUGCGAUUACAGAAAAUACGUACGAUAAUAGUUACGUCAUUAAUCGAUCCAGGCUUUAAAAAAAAAGGGUAACAAGUUUAAGUUUUGUCAUCUCCGCUACCGUAUUUGUAGAUGUCCUCCUAUUGGUGGGUUGUAGCCGAGCGUCGUUGCAGCGCUCACACACUGAGAUUUUAAUCACAAGUUUCUCACGCUGCCAGAACUUUUUUCCGUUCUUUUCUCUGGCGAGCGUCGAUCUCAGCUCCAAAGAUUUCUUUGUAACGAUAUGCGGCCAAAAUUCGUACAGUGUACAACCGACGCAAGUUCUUACACCAUCAGACCUCUUUUCUGCUCGGUUCCUGUUCAGUCGUAGACACGCACAAUGCAUCUAUUUCCAGAUCCGCACGUCUGCUUCACUUACCCAUAAUCCCCCUCUCUUUACGUCUCUUUACGUUAACACGCUUACGCUAAUCUUCGCAGAAGUACAAAUCAGCCCUUAAUCCCAAUCCGUCACGGCUGCAUGGUUCCCUCUCGUGCUCUCAUCUCUUCAUCUUCAUGGCUUGGACGGUGUGAUGUCACUCGUACCUCGCGGCACUCGUGCACACGGUGCACACACAGCGCCCCCUGUAGGAGAAGCGUAAUAGCGCACGCUGGCUAUUUUUAAUGAACAGUACGUUUAAAAUAUAUCUAUAUAAAUAUAAAUAAAAACACGACUCAUCACCUACAUCAUCAAAUGAAAGAUGCACUUAUUCCAGUCCACACUUGGUUACGUAGUAACCUCCUCUAAUAUUGAAUUAUAUGCGAAACCGUGUUAAAACAAUCAACACUUGUGUAUAUGUGUGUGUGUAGAUAAAAGAUGAGCUUUCUAUAUUAUCGAGCUUGCCUUAAGAUUUGUCGUGGAACGAAUGACGCGUACGUGCGGCUCGGAAUCGCCCUCUCCGCCGCGAGCCGAAAGCAGGAGCGCGGCCGUCUGCAGGUCGACUGUCCCGCGUAAAGAAAGUAAAAUUGUACGGCGUUUCACGUCGAGUUGCGAUUUCCGUGAAAUAGAGCCAUGCACUGCUGACGUGGGCCUUUGACAAGCAUUUACCUCAGAAACCUUGUCGCGGUUGGCGUUAGGAAAUGAAGCGUUUCGCAGGAAUUGCGCCUGUAAUCGCGGUGCGCGUGUUGCGAAGGCGUGGCACUGACGACUUGCAUCAGGUGACCAUUUUGUGCUGCAUUUUGGGCUCUGGAUAGAUGGAUGGAUAGAUGGAUGGAUGGAUGGAUAGACGCUCAAAUCUUUUCUCAGUCAUACUAUCACGUUGUUUUUUUUGUUUGUUUUUUUGCCUGACUUCGUUUUUGAGAUGUUUUACGACCCGGAAUCCGUGUUCACGUUGUGGUUAAUUUAUCGGUUUUGCGGUAGAAGUGGAACUGAGACUAAAACAGAGCGAGUGAGAAAGUUCUAAUGGUUGAAACUUUUUUUUUUUUUUCCUUAAAAACGAUUAAUUAUGUACUUUUAAAUUGUACCUUGUUGGCACUAAGUGACACUGCUUGUUUUUGUUUUUUUCCUUUCUUCUCCUUCUUUUUUUUUUUUUUUUUUACGUGACCACAUAACCAGUUUUAAAAGAAACAAGCGUCUUUCUUUAAUGCAUAAAAGAACCUGCAAAAUAUAUGCAAUGAUGUGUAUGUAAUAUUCAAUCCUCAAGUAUAAUCCAGGUUAUAUGGACUUUGUAUAGUGAAUUUUAAUAUCGUAUGGCCGUACCAAUAUGUAUUAAUUCUUCUCAGAAGCCUUAGAAGUCGUCUACCCAAAGUGCUCCCUUAGAACACCCUACACCUACCUGAACUUUACAAAGCAUUAAUAACUAUAUUUUGUUGCGUUUUUAUUUGUACCCUUUUUUGGAAUAAAAUAGAUUUGUACUGUAUAUUUGUACCUCUCUGUGAACUACUUAGGGCAGUUUUUGUUUCGUUUUGUUUUUCGUUUCGCUGUCUUAAUUCUAUGUACGGACACAAAGAUAUUGUAUUUUUAUUGUUACAGCUAACUUCUUGGAAACAUUGCAUUUAUCAUGUUUGUUAAGUAAACACAAUAUAAUAUAUAUAAUAUUACCAAACUGGCCUGGCUCCUUUUCUGGAUUUGUCUCAUGUUUUCUCAAGUUUUUUGUAUUAUUUUUAAUUUUGUGUUGUUUUCCUGUUGAAUUUCGGAUAGCUUCAUCAUCUUGAAUAGGUUUAUUUAUUUAUUUUUUUGAGAGAUUUAGUUUUGUUUUAAUAUUAUAGUUUACUUCAUAAAUAUUUCAAGUUUUUUUUUUUCCUUUAAAGGUGCAAUAGUCAAUUUUCUUGCUUAUUAUUUAUGGUAAAUCACCUUGGAAAUAUGUAGAAUGUGAAAAAAAAUAAGUUGAAGCAACAGUAUCGUAUCGGCACACGUGUAUUACGUGCGUAAGGAAACAUGUCUGUGUUUUACACCGGCCUCCUGUCAGUCAUUUUAUAGACCACACCCCCAACGCAUUUCACUCCGCCCCCAUUUCAGUCUGUUCAGAAAGGAAACCAUGGUGGAGUUCAUGAAGACUCCAUCCAUCUCAGUGAGAUACUUCUUACUGUCAGCAAAAAAACAGGAAAACGAAUAAAUAUUGAAGAAUAAACAUUUCCAAGAGGGAGAAGCUUAUUGCUAGCAAAGGGGAUGACGUUGCAGAAUUAGCGAUGUUCCUCCUGUAUAAACGUCCAAAUGGCCGGAUUUACGUCACUCGCUGUGAAUGAACCACAUUCUUAGAAAUGUAACCAAUGCUAGCUAACACUCAGUCCAGCUAACAAUGCUAACUAGCUAGUCACAGACUGUUUAUAGUGUUGGUCAGGUCAGGCUAAAAUGCUAACACUGUCACUGAGUGAACGCGAUGGCCUGCGUAGAUUCUGGAGGCGUGGCUUUGUGUACAUGGGCGGGUUCAAGGAGUAAAAAAAAAUUGUUCCAAUGUUGUACUUCUACACUAGAGGUCCAAGAUUUGCUUAUCUGGGCUAGCUACUAUUCUUAAUGUUGGCUAACAUCUUUCUUUAAAGUUACGAAACUGAUUUCAUGAAAAGAGCUUUUAAUUUCAUAAGAAUGAAAUCGUAAGAAGAGGUAUGAACGUAAUUCUAUCCAUUAUAACUUUUUUAUUUAUA